Parnassius apollo (apollo) is the source of this 486-nucleotide messenger RNA. Lineage: Eukaryota; Metazoa; Arthropoda; Insecta; Lepidoptera; Papilionidae. The record is from the annotation of a GenBank genome assembly.
AUGUCUCCAUCAAAACAAAAACGCGCUACCUGGUCAGAAGAUAGUUUGGCCGCGGCAGUUCGUGCGGUACGUAAUGGAAUGUCAACUUAUAAAGCAUCAGCACAAUAUGGUAUCCCGCGAAGAACUAUAAGAAACCAUGUCAAAAAUGGGAAGAUCACCAAAAGAUUAGGAAGACAGACUAUAUUCACUUCAGAUCAAGAAAAAGAUUUUAUAAAACGAAUAAUAAAGUUCUCGCAGCUGGGUAUACCUUUGACUCCGAAAAUGAUCAGAAUACAGGCGUUUGCUUUUUGUCAGAAAUUUAGUAUUCCUCAUAACUUUAACGAACAAUCAGGGCUUGCUGGAAAAGGAUGGUUGAGGAUGUUUUUAAAAAGAAACCCAGAGCUGGCCAAACGUAAGGCACAGUUUCGAAAUCCAGCCUGUGCCCAAAAAUUAAAUAAACCCAUUGUAUUCCACCAUUUUGAAGAAGUAAAAAAAACUUUACGAUGA